Messenger RNA from Sorex fumeus (smoky shrew), 1029 nucleotides. Its product is annotated as olfactory receptor 6C2-like. The coding region runs from base 1 to 1029 and encodes 342 amino acids. Gene Ontology annotation, biological process: G protein-coupled receptor signaling pathway. The transcript has 3 exons. The record is from RefSeq and is a predicted model, not a curated record. Gene Ontology annotation, molecular function: G protein-coupled receptor activity; olfactory receptor activity. Lineage: Eukaryota; Metazoa; Chordata; Mammalia; Eulipotyphla; Soricidae. Gene Ontology annotation, cellular component: membrane.
AUGAGAAAUCACACAGCAAUCACCACGUUCAUUCUCCUGGGAUUGACAAAUGACCCACAACUGAAGAUUCUACUUUUUAUAUUUCUACUUAUCACCUACAUGUUGAGUGCUGUUGGAAACCUGGCUAUCAUCAUUCUCACCUUUGUGGAUGCUCACCUUAAAACUGCUAUGUACUUUUUUCUGCAAAACUUUUCCUUCUUGGAAAUCUCAUUCACAUCUGCCUGUAUCCCAAGAUUCUUAUACAGUAUAGCAACAGGAGAUAGAACCAUUACCUAUAGCUCUUGUAUAUGUCAGGCAUUUUUCACAGACCUAUUUGCAAUAGUAGAAUUCUUUCUUCUGGCAACUAUGUCCUACGAUCGUUAUGUAGCCAUCUGCAAACCCCUUCAUUAUAUGACAAUCAUGAAUCCCAUGGUCUGCAAAAAACUUAUCUCUGGCUGUUGGAUAAUUACCCUGUUGCUCAUAAUACCACCACUUGGCUAUGCACUGACACUUGAAUUCUGUGACUCUAAACUCGACCACUUUGUCUGCGAUGCUAAUCCUCUACUGAAGAUCUCCUGCUUUGAUACAGAAUUCAUGGAGAAGAUGGUUCUUUUCUGCUCUUCAUUUAUCCUACUAGUGACUCUCACGUUUGUGGUUUGGUCCUAUGGAAGUAUCAUUCACACAAUUCUUGGGUUCCCUUCUGCUCAGCAAAAGAAAAAGGCCUUUUCUACCUGUUCCUCCCACAUGAUUGUGGUUUCCAUCACUUAUGGCAGCUGUAUCUUCAUCUAUAUCAAACCUUCUGCAAAAGAUGAAAUGGCUACUAAUAAGGGAGUGGCGGUGUUAGCUACUUCCAUCUCUCCCAUGUUAAACCCAUUUAUUUAUACUCUGAGAAACAAACAAGUGAAAAAUGCCUUGAAUGAGAACAUCGAAGAAAUAAUGAUUUUGCAAUUCAAAGCCAGAGAAGCUAGUCUAUGUGAAGAAGAGUCAGUUGAUCUCACCAUUGGUAUAAAAUGUAAGCAGAAUACAAGGGGAAAAACACAUAUGUCAUGA